This is a messenger RNA of Dermacentor andersoni, 1590 nucleotides long. Its product is annotated as ribonuclease P protein subunit p40-like. Gene Ontology annotation, molecular function: ribonuclease MRP activity; ribonuclease P activity. Gene Ontology annotation, cellular component: multimeric ribonuclease P complex; ribonuclease MRP complex. Gene Ontology annotation, biological process: tRNA 5'-leader removal; endonucleolytic cleavage in ITS1 to separate SSU-rRNA from 5.8S rRNA and LSU-rRNA from tricistronic rRNA transcript (SSU-rRNA, 5.8S rRNA, LSU-rRNA). The record is from RefSeq and is a predicted model, not a curated record. Lineage: Eukaryota; Metazoa; Arthropoda; Arachnida; Ixodida; Ixodidae.
UCUCCUCUUUAUUCUGUGCCAUUACUAGGUGCCAACUCAAGCCGAGCCGAUCAUAACAGAAGGAGUCGACCGUGGCUGCCGCUGUGCAGCAGACGCUUAAAAUCACUUAAAAAAGUUCCUUCUUCGUUGUUAUAUGACCCCCUUAUUCUAUGAUGUUAAGGCUGAAAUCUUUACGUGAACCACUGCGUAAAGUUUUUGAAGUAUCACUUGCCCUAUGUGUAAACGAAGUUUAAACUGUUACCGUGUGUUUUUCUCGCGCAUGUGCUUGAAGCAACAUGUGGCCAGAUUUUCCACGUCUUCACUGUGACAUCGACAUUUACCUCUCGAACUUCGGAGAUCCAACCGAGCGCUGGCAGGAAGCCAUUCGCAGAUGCAACUUCAUUCAUUCUGUGCAGCUGGUGCUUCCAGAGCUGUCUCGAAUCCCAGAGGAUGUGCAGUCUUUAAUGGCCGCUCAAAAUUACCAUGUUGUCCGUAACAUCCAUGCCAAGGAACUUGUGGCCUGGGACUUGGUGAAAACUUUUGUGAGGCAAGGAAAGCUGCACUUGUUGUCAAUCAACACAAAUGUUUCAUAUGGGAAUUGUGUGGCUGUCACAGCUGAUGGUGAACUUCACUUGUCACUGCAGGAAGAGGUCUUUCGUGUUUCAGGACUUGAAGGUUCUCGUUUUGCAGGCAGUUCUAAAGGGCAUUGUGUUUUUGGUUCAGUGAUAGACCUGCAGAAGCAGUGUUUCCACCCAGAAAAGAACAAUUACAAGCGAACGCUGCAUUCCCUGGACCGGUGUGGCGAUCUUGUAGCCCAAGAUGUGGCUAUCGUCUGGGAGCCCUUGCCAGAGCAUGCAAGCUUGUCACCUUCCUCUGCUGCAAGGUAUUUCAGCCAGUGUGGCCACACUGUCAUUGCCUGCAAACCGAGCUACUCUUCCACAACACAGUUCUGUCAGGUUGUGCCUACUGCAGUGACAACAUUGGAAUAUAUGGGAGAAGAUGCAUAUCUCCCAGUCUAUGAGUGGCUUGGAGCCAUUGCCUGUGGAGUCGAUUCAAGGGAUAAUAAGGAUGCAAGGGAGCAGUUUCUUAGCAGCCACCACUUGCCUGGUCCAAGCACAGAGGUGUCCCGGCUCUUUGUGGCCAACUGGAAAGGUUUCUUUACUCCAACAUGUGCCAUAAGGCUCCUUUUAUUACUCAGACAGUGCAUGGCUCAGGAAGACCUACCAUUUUUUGGCCUUGUACUGCAUAGGUUUGAUGAUGAUCCAACUCAACCAUUAAGUAAACACCAGAGUUUACUGCUAAGCCGUGCUUCAGAACUCAGUAUCAUCUGUACACCAAAUGGACGCUAUUGUCUUCUCCAUUCUCCCAAGUGACCAUACAAAAAAUGAAAUUUGUGCCCUGUCAUCACAAGAAGACUGUUGAGUGGUUUCUUUCCUUUUCACCUUGCAGAUUGCUUUUAGCCCAAGCAGAACCAUGCAAAAUCUACAUGGAACUACAUUGCUUGGACAUCUGUAGUGGUCUGUCUUAUGAUUCUGUGGUAUUUAACUGACACACUGAAAUUUAAUUAGUUUUGAAACAGCAGGCUAAUAAAUAAAGACAGUUUUCACUGCG